CUUCUAUGUAGAUUUAUCUGUUUGGGGGUUUUCAGUGAUAACUAGUGAAUUAUUCUCAAUAUGAAUAAGUUAAUAACACUCUUGUUACUUACGUGGUGUGUCAUAGUUCAAAGUGAACCGCCAGUUAAUUCGUAUUUGCCACCAAACGGAAAUGAUGGUUAUCCAGCGAGUACUUAUGGGCCUCCUGGUUAUACACCAGGAAGACCAAUAAAUGGUAACGGUAAUGGCAAUGGAAAUGGUAACGGAAACGGCAAUGGAAAUGGUAAUGGAAACGGCAAUGGCUAUCCAGCCCCGCCUCCAGUGUAUGGACCACCAACUAACGGAAAUGGUAAUGGAAACGGUAAUGGAAAUGGUAAUGGAAAUGGUAACGGAGGUAGAGACCUGAACGGUGACCAAAGACCUGGAACUAGCUAUUUGCCACCUAACGGUAAUGGCAAUGGUAACGGCAACGGAAAACCUGGUCCCUCAUAUUUACCUCCAAGUGCAACAUAUGGUGUUCCAAAUGGUAACGGUAAUGGUAAUGGUAACGGAAAAUCAAACGGUAAUGGAAACGGCAACGGCAAUGGAAGGGGAAAUGGAAACGGUAAUGGUAAUGGAUACAGUAACGGCAAUGGAAACGGUGGACCACCAGCACCUGUGUACGGACCACCUACAAAUGGAAAUGGUAAUGGAAAUGGCAAUGGAAAUGGCAAUGGUCGUCCCCCACCGGUAUAUGGCCCACCAAAGAAUGGUAAUGGUAACGGCAACGGUAAUGGUAACGGAAAUGGCAAUGGAAAUGGAAGACCAGGACCUUCAUAUUUGCCACCUAAUGGUAAUGGAAACGGAAAUGGGAAUGGAGCACCACCUCCACCAGUCUACGGUCCCCCAAAGAAUGGUAAUGGCAAUGGUAAUGGCAACGGCAAUGGCAAUGGUAAUGGCAACGGCAAUGGCAACGGAAACGGAAGACCUGCGCCCACAUAUGGAGCUCCAGUAAAUGGAAAUGGUAACGGUAAUGGAAACGGCAGACCAGGUGGCAGCUACUUGCCCCCAAAUGGUAACGGUAAUGGAAAUGGUGGGGGAAGACCAGGUUCUACUUACGGACCUCCGAAUGGAAAUGGUAAUGGCAAUGGAAAACCACCAAGUCCAAUGUACGGGCCCCCACAAAAUGGUAAUGGUAACGGAAAUGGGAAUGGAAAUGGAAACGGAAAUGGUAACGGAAAUGGCAAUGGAAAUGGAGGAUAUCCAUCUAAUGGGAAUGGUGGAUACCCAUCAGGAGGACCAAAUGGUUAUGGUGGUGGAGAAGAAGAAAGCACUGAACCAGCGAAGUACGAAUUCGAAUACCAGGUAACUGAUGAGGAGAGCGGCAACGAUUUCGGACAUAAGGAGCAAAGGGAUGGUGAUUUAACCACAGGCGAGUACAAUGUCCUGUUGCCAGAUGGCAGGAAGCAAAUAGUAACUUACGAAGCGGAUCUCGACGGUUACAAACCAGUUGUUACCUACGAAGAAACUGGAAAUGGUGGAUAUCCCAGUGGAGGACCAAAUGGAAAUGGAAAUGGAUAUCCGUCGAACGGAAAUGGUAAUGGAAAUGGAUACCCUUCAAAUGGAAAUGGGAAUGGGAACGGAAAUGGGAGAAACGGAUAUUCUUAUUAAUUGUUUUGAAUUCGCUCUGUUUUCGAACACUAUAUUAACGAUAAUCAAUGAAUCAGGUAUAUGCGACAAUUAUGUUGAAUUUUAAAAAUGUAUAGAAAUCCAAAGUACAAAAGCUUAAAGCCAUGUCUCAAUAAACCAUUUUUUAUACUCGCAAACUAGUAACAUUUUGUUUAGCUCAAAUGUUUGUGUAUAUGUAUAAAAUUAACGUAGUAUUGUAGAAGUAGUGAGAAGAAUGGUAGUCACUAAAAUGUAAAAUCAGAUGAGCAUCGAAAAAAUCAUAAAAAAUAUUUAAUUUGAAGUAAUCACACAAUAACCAUUUUAAAAUAGAAUUUAAAUAAGAAUUAUCCAUUACUUAAACCAUAAAAAAGUGAAACCACGUUUUAAACGGAUUAUUUGUGAUUAAUUUCAUUUGCAGC
Messenger RNA from Aethina tumida (small hive beetle), 2045 nucleotides. RefSeq names its product pro-resilin-like. The coding region runs from base 61 to 1629 and encodes 522 amino acids. Gene Ontology annotation, cellular component: extracellular matrix. The transcript is spliced from 11 exons. NCBI's taxonomy places the organism in Eukaryota, Metazoa, Arthropoda, Insecta, Coleoptera, Nitidulidae. The record is from RefSeq and is a predicted model, not a curated record.